This is a messenger RNA of Wasmannia auropunctata (little fire ant), 562 nucleotides long. RefSeq names its product lipopolysaccharide-induced tumor necrosis factor-alpha factor homolog. The record is from RefSeq and is a predicted model, not a curated record. The coding region runs from base 58 to 393 and encodes 111 amino acids. Gene Ontology annotation, molecular function: zinc ion binding. The transcript is spliced from 3 exons. Lineage: Eukaryota; Metazoa; Arthropoda; Insecta; Hymenoptera; Formicidae.
UUUUCUAUUUCUUUGUAAUUAGACACAGUAACCAAAAAGUAGUUACGAUAACUAUUGAUGGGACAAAUGGAGCCACAACCUAGUUAUACAUCGCCACCAUACCCUUAUCCACAACCGCCGCCAUCAAUGCCACCACCAUCACAUACGGUACAUGUUGUAACGGGUGUGGCCUUUAACGUGGAAAGUCAACAUAUGACCUGUCCACACUGUCAUGCUAAUAUAUCUACGCGCGUAGAGCCAGAAGCGAACAUGAAGACACAUCUGAUGGCGGGACUUCUUUGUUUGUUUGGAUGCUGGUGUUGUGCACCGUGUCCUUAUUGCAUGGAUUCUUGUAGAGCGCAUAAGCAUUACUGUCCAGCAUGUGGUUCUUUUCUUGGAGUUGCCGAAAAUUGAUCAAUUUAGCUGCGAGAAAUACAAUUAAGAGGCUACUGAGCUAGGAAUACAAGAAAAUACUGCAAAAUGAUGUUAUCGUCAAUUUAUAUAAGGGUACACGAUUGAAGAAAGCAUUGUUUUUUUUACGUGUACUCAAAUAAAUCGUUUCUAAAUUAUGUAUAUAAAUCAA